AUGCUUUUCGCUCUUCUAGCCCUUUCGUGCUGCGCUGUUGUCACUUCACUUUCCGGCGAAGAUGCCCUGGAAAAGUGGGGUGGACCUAGGGGUGGAGGUAAGGUUUCCCACGGGGGUAACAAUAUCGGUAAUGGGGAUGGUGGUGGGAUUAAAAUUGAUACGGGGGGUGGCGAUAUUGGAGACAUCGGGGUUGGGGUUGGGGGUGGUGGUGGUUGCGACCCGGCCGCUUGUGACGCCAAGUGCCUUGAUGGAUCGACUUGCUCAUCAGGCGCCUGCAUAUGCACAAGUUUCCAGGGCUUCCAAGCGCAAGCUACAUUCCCCGUGGGUUCCAGGCCAUUUGAUGUUGCAGUGGGUGAUUUCAAUGGAGAUGGCUAUCUCGAUACCGUAACUACGAAUAAUGGCGGCAGUACCGUGAGCGUCUUGCUUGGGACUGGAUCGGGGAGCUUCCAGCCGCAGGUCACAUUUGGCGUGGGGUCCAAUCCGGUUGGUGUUGCAGUGGGCGACUUUAAUGGAGAUGGCGCUCUCGAUAUUGUGGCUGCGGACGCCGGCGGCAAUACAGCGAGCGUCUUGCUCGGGACUGGAUCGGGGAGCUUCCAGCCGCAGGCCACGUUCGGCGUGGGGCCCAAUCCAUAUGGUGUUGCAGUGGGCGACUUCAACGGAGAUGGCGCUCUCGAUAUUGUGAUUGCAAAUGCCGGCGGCAAUACAGUGAGUGUCUUGCUUGGGACUGGAUCUGGAAGCUUCCAGCCGCAGGUCGCAUUUGACGUGGGAUCCUUUCCCGUUCGUGUUGCAGUGGGCGACUUCAACGGAGAUGGCUCUUUAGAUAUCGUGGCUACGAAUAAUGGCGGCAAUACCGUGAGCGUCCUACUUGGGACUGGAUCAGGGAGCUUCCAGCCGCAGGUCACAUUCGGCGUGGGAUCCUUUCCGUACGGUGUUGCAGUGGGCGACUUCAACGGAGAUGGCUCUUUGGAUAUCGUGGCUACGAAUAAUGGCGGCAGUACCGUGAGCGUCUUGCUUGGGACUGGAUCGGGGAGCUUCCAGCCGCAGGUCACAUUUGGCGUGGGGUCCAAUCCGGUUGGUGUUACAGUGGGCAACUUCAAUGGAGAUGGCUAUCUCGAUAUCGUGGCUGCGGACGCCGGCGGCAAUACAGUGAGCGUCUUGCUCGGGACUGGAUCGGGAAGCUUCCAGCCGCAGGUCACAUUUGGCGUGGGGUCCAAUUCGGUUGGUGUUGCAGUGGGCAACUUCAAUGGAGAUAGCUAUCUAGAUAUUGUGGCUGCGGAUGUCGGUGGCAACACAGUGAGCGUCUUACUCGGGAAGCCUUGCGCCCCUUAG
Molecule: messenger RNA, 1329 nt
Organism: Penicillium waksmanii
Lineage: Eukaryota; Fungi; Ascomycota; Eurotiomycetes; Eurotiales; Aspergillaceae
Product: FG-GAP repeat domain-containing protein
Exons: 2
Coding region: 1-1329 (442 amino acids)
Source: RefSeq, a predicted model, not a curated record